AGAGAGAGAGAAGGCCGCUUGAGAGAGGGAGAAUGUUGGAGGCGGGAGCGGAGGGGAGGACGUUAGAGUUCACGUCGACCUGGGUGGUGGCCGUGGUUUGUUGCGUGCUGGUGCUGAUUUCUUUCCUCGUUCACAGGUUUCUUCAAUGCGUCGGGCAGCUUUUAACCAGGCCGUACACGAAAGGCCCGAGAACCGGCAAGGGCAGGCGAAAGCAUCUCUUUGAUGCCUUACAGAAGAUCAAAGACGAAUUGAUGCUUUUGGGGUUCACAUCCUUGCUGCUAUCGGUGUCCCAGACAAGAAUCGGGAAGAUUUGCAUAUUGGAGAGACAUGCCAACGUCUGGCUUCCCUGCCACAAGCCUACUAACUCUUCUUCCACCACCACUGCCCACUCGGCUAAUCCCAUCGCUUCCCAUGGACAUCAAGGACGCCGACUCCUCACCGGCGCCACAGAUUACUGCGGUCGAAAGGGGAUGGUGCCUCUGUUAUCACUCACAGCACUUCACCAUCUACACAUCUUCAUAUUUAUGCUAGCAACCUUUCACGUGAUCGUCUGUGUGAUCAUUAUUCUAUGUGGAGAAGCAAAGUUACACCAUUGGAGGCAGUGGGACAAAUCCAUCAUAAAGGACGGUCAUUACAUCAAAGAAGAGGGUACGCAAUUCUUUCUAUUGAAUCUUUUCCUUUUUCCCGAAUCUUCGCAGCUUGCUGACCCAGCUUCCCAAAAAGAUAGUAACGGAGGCAAAAGAUGUCCAGUAAUUGGCUGGUUGCAUAUAUUUUUCAAGCACAUUUUUUCUUCCUUGACUAAGUUAGAGUACAUUACGAUCCGUGUAAACUGCAUCGAGGCGCAAGAUUUGAAAACUCCCGAGGACGAUUUUCAGAAGUACAUCAUUGGCAGUGUGCAAAAGGAUUUCGACAAAGUUGUUGGAAUCAGUUGGUAUUUGUGGUUACUCGCAGUGCUUUUCUUGCUCCUCAAUAUUGCUGGAUGGAAUGCCUACUUUUGGAUAUCUUUCCUUCCAUUGACUCUUCUGCUUGCUGUCGGCACGAAACUGGAGCACAUAGUAAAACAGUGGACCAAAAAGAUCAUAAAGAAGUCUGAUUUAAGUACAGGGGGCUCAGAAUCGACAGUUACCGCCAUUGAAUUUUCAGAAGAAGAUUUCUGGUUCCAUAAGCCUCAUCUUGUCCUUGACCUGAUUCACAUCAUACUCUUCCAAAACUCUUUCCAACUUGCUUUUUUCUUCUUUGUAUUGUACCAAUAUCAUUUAAGCUCAUGUAUUAUGGGAGAGGUUGGCUACGUCAUCCCAAGACUUGUCAUAGGAGUGUGUGUCCAGCUUAUCUGCAGCUAUAGAACACUGCCCCUAUAUGCCAUUAUGAAAUCACAGAUGAGACCAAAGAAUCGACAAAAAAGAAGAAGUUAAUGAAGAUUGUGACUUUCAUUUGGGACAACAUUGACAAGUGGAAUGAAAGGAAGAUGGCUACUAAUAAUGGAUCAACCCGAGGGGGCUCAAGUGAGGGAAUAGUGGCAAAUGAGCAGGCAAAGGUUGGUGAAAUUGAGCCAGAGAAGGAAGCAGACAUUGAAUUACAAGAUGGAACCAAUCCUGCACGUACAUUAAAACCAGGAGAACAGCAAUUGGUUUAGUUGUAUAAGUUUUCUUGUCUUUGGGUCCUUGCGUAGUACUUGGCCAAUGAUGAGACUUGAGUCAUCUUCAUCUUCUUCUGUCAAGUCAUUAAACUUUGAAUUACCCCCGUCAUUUAUUAGGGUUUCACAGGGGGCCAUAGUCCUGGAAUCCAUCACCGGACACUUGAUGGAAUCGUGAAUAAGAUGAACCCGUUGGAGAUUGGUUGGUGUUGCCGCAAAAGCUAUAGUAGAUCAGAACCAGAAUUUCUUUUAGAUUACCAAACCGUUGUGUACGUAGGUUUUCUAAGGCAUUAGAAAGUUGAGUAGAAUGAAGGUUUGUGGUCGAGCCGCAUCAUC
Molecule: messenger RNA, 1969 nt
Organism: Eucalyptus grandis
Lineage: Eukaryota; Viridiplantae; Streptophyta; Magnoliopsida; Myrtales; Myrtaceae
Product: MLO-like protein 15
Exons: 14
Coding region: 33-1412 (459 amino acids)
Biological process (GO): defense response
Cellular component (GO): membrane
Source: RefSeq, a predicted model, not a curated record